GAAGACUGCACUUGAGAGGUAAAGAUCAUCUCAACACAUUUUAUUAACAGAAAUUACAAAUCAGUUCUUUGGGGACGACCCAUAAAACAACAGAACGCCAAAAAGGCUAUGGAUUAUCCCCAAGGCAUCAACAAAGUCUCCACUUCUGUUAUUGAUUAUGACAACAACUUGAAGAAACAUAACUUAGAAGCUGAGAAGCGACUCAAAAAGGUGGAACAAGAUUAUCUACACACAAGUCAAAAGUACACAGAAACAAGAUCACAGUGGUGGAGCUUAAAUGAUGAGAGAUACCGCGCUGUCAAUAGCUGUUACUGGGCUGCAAACUUCAUUAACCGCUGCAACAAGCUGGUAGAGCAAUUGCAGAAGGCUCUUGACAAGCUACCUAAAGGAGAAACAACCGAAGAAACCAUUGAUCAUAGCCUGCAGUUCUCGUUACUCCAGCAGAAAGCACAAUUUCAAGAGCUAGACUAUCAUGGAAAAUGCGAAUUCAGAGAAUUUAGCAGAGAGCUAGACUGCAUUCGGAAAAAAAUGCCUAGGAGUGACCGCAGAAAAGCUGCACAUGAUCUCCUAAAAGAUGUUUGUAACCCCACUAGUCAUGACAGUUUGAGAAAAUCUGUGGAGCUGGAAAUAAAAGCUUUGAAGAAGCUGAUCAGAGAGCUUCAAAAAGACUGGGAAGAAAAACAACAUGUAAAGCAAUAUACAAAGAAUAAAUAUAAAGAUCUCGAACAAAAGGUGAAGCAUCUAGAGAAGAAAAAGGAACAACUUGCGGGACUGCGGGACGAAGAAAGAAAAAUCAUGUUCGGGACGAAGAAAACGCAUGAUAGGAAGAUAGGUACAUACCCUGAGGCUUAUUAUAUCAAAAUGUUGAAUGAUAAAUUACCAUGAUGAGUUGUAAUGAAUUAAUUUGGGGAUUGAUCAAAGCAUUAAUGUUCCUUCAAACAAAGAAAGGCAUAGCAAUCUCCAGUUAUUUCGUCAUUCAAGUGAUUAUAAGGAAAAGGUUUCAUAAGAAGUUAAUUUCCAGAAUUAAAUCUCUCAUAUUGAAACUCCCACAAUGAACAGCAAAUUCAAGUCAAAAAGCCUUUUAGCAUCAGACUAAAGUAUUGAGACUAAAUUAGUGAAGUUAGAACCAAGCCAAAAUGGAUAAUUU
Molecule: messenger RNA, 1147 nt
Organism: Arabidopsis thaliana (thale cress)
Lineage: Eukaryota; Viridiplantae; Streptophyta; Magnoliopsida; Brassicales; Brassicaceae
Exons: 5
Coding region: 109-885 (258 amino acids)
Source: RefSeq, marked reviewed